Molecule: messenger RNA, 1464 nt
Organism: Miscanthus lutarioriparius
Lineage: Eukaryota; Viridiplantae; Streptophyta; Magnoliopsida; Poales; Poaceae
Source: the annotation of a GenBank genome assembly
AUGGCCGAGGUGGAGAAGAUCAUCCCACACCUCAAUGAAUUGAUCCAAGAUGGCCUCGACGGAGCCGAUUUGAUCGCUACCUUCUUGUCUCGUCGGAUCCAACCGAUCAAGAAGAGGUGCCAUCGGAUGUCUGAAUUCACCGGUAAUUCUGACCCCACACGGGAGACGCCUGUGAAGUUGCCUGAAGAUGAAAUUUUUUCCCGGGCGGCCCAUCUUCUGUCAACUGAUACUAAGAUUUGCACCCAUGGCAAGCCACUUCCGUGUCAUCACAAAAGACCAGUGAAACAUGACCUGAGCAAGUACCUUUCCGUGACUCUGGAGGAAGACGAAGAGGGAGCCAUGCCACAGACGACAGACGCCGCCACCCUUGUCAGCCAGGCCCCUCUGAAGAACCCGAGGAUCCCUGGUGCUGGCUCCUCUGGGGAGUCUGUCCAACAGAAGGCCAAGGAAGUUGUGGCCCGCUCCUGCAGUGAGAUGGCACAACAGAGAGAGUCCGGCAACAGUGCGCCAAUUGCCCAGCCGCCGUCUGACGACGAGGAUACGGAGACCCUGUCCCAUAGGAAGAAGAGAAAGUUCGCUGAGGCCCUCGCUUGCUCCACUGUAGACGUCGGGUCUGUGCACGUGUCGCCUCCACAGGCGGCCUCUCUGCCACCUCAAUCGGAGCCAUGUCCACUCCGGUCAUCGCCGGCACUUCAUGCUUCUCCUACCACUACGACGCUGCCCACCUUGACUGCUCCCAAGUCAAUCAAGAUGGCACACGUGCCUUGCCGACCUCUCCCGCAUGACAACCUGGGGUCUAGUCAGCAGUCGGAUGGGUUCGCUACAGACUCUGAAGUGGAGGGAGAGGUACAUGGAAAGAAGGCCGAGGAGGAGCCAGGGAUGCUCUAUGUCCAGAUGAAGGACACGGAGAGCAAGCUGCUAUGGGAGAUCGAUGAUGAGGAGCGCACCGAGGUCGAGUGGGAGAAGGUCAAGGAGUCUGCAACGUCCUUCAUGACUAGACUCCCUGAGAUCACUCUCAGCCUCAAGCGUGCCUCCGAGAUGAUAGUUAAAUUGAAGAAGGAGAACAAGGAUCUGGAAGUUAAAUUGAAGCAGGAAAACAAGGAUCUGGAAGUUAAAUUGAAGCAGGAGAACAAGGAGCUGGAAGUCAAAUUGAAGCAGGAGAACAAGGAGCUGGAAGUCAAAUUGAAGCAGGAGAACAAGGAGCUAGAAGUUAAACUGAAGCAGGAGAACGAGGUUGCUGGAGCUUUUGAGAAGAAGGCCAGCGAUCUGUCUAAGGAGCUUGACAUUGUGCGCGCGGAUCGCGAUUCCCUCAGCCGGGGGUUCCAGGAUGCCAAGAAGAAAGCUGCUGACUUGUGUGAUGCCUUUGAUGCUAUUCAAGCUGCUGCGACAAGUUCUCGAUUGACAAUCCGACCCCAGACGGUGUUGAGGCUGUCACCGAGUGACUGGGUAACUUCCCUGAGCUGA